AUGGAAGAUAUUUUAGAUAACUUGUCUUUUACUGGACAUUCUGUCUUAUACAACUUAACCGACGACUGGAUACCCGAUGGAAGGGAAACUAUUGAGUUUAUCAUACGAUAUGUCAUACCGACUGUGUAUAUUCUGAUUAUAACGAUUGGAUUGUUGGGGAACAUUACAUUAGUUAAGAUUUUCAUAACUAACAGUGCAAUGAGGAGUGUGCCAAACAUAUUUAUUUCGAGUUUGGCUGCUGGGGAUCUGUUGCUUUUGGUUACUUGUGUUCCAGUGGAUGCGUUCAGAUACUUCUUUGAAGAGUGGAUCUUCGGUAUUGCGGCAUGUAAACUUGUACCGGUCAUUCAACUCACUUCAGUCGGUGUCUCGGUGUUUACUCUCACGGCUCUUAGCGCUGACAGGUACAAAGCCAUAGUGAAUCCUAUGGACAUCCAGACAUCCAGUGCUGUAUUCUGGACGUGUCUUAAAGCCGUGUCCAUCUGGAUGAUCUCUGUCUUGCUUGCUGUGCCUGAAGCCAUCUUCUCCCAGGUAGUCCACAUCCAGGACAAGAACGUGACCUUCACUGCCUGUGUGCCCUAUCCCCUUUCCAAUGAGAUGCAUCCCAAGAUCCACUCUGUCCUGAUAUUUCUGGUGUACUUCCUGAUUCCCUUGGGCAUAAUCUCUGUGUACUAUUACCACAUUGCCAGGACACUAGUCAAGAGUGCCCAUGACAUGCCUGGGGAGAUCAGUGAGCACACUAAGAGACAGAUGGAGACAAGAAAACGUCUGGCUAAAAUUGUCCUGGUUUUUGUGGGCCUCUUCGCUCUCUGCUGGUUCCCCAAUCACAUCUUGUACAUGUACCGCUCCUUCAACUAUCGUCAGAUCGACUCGUCCUUGUCCCACCUCAUCCUUACCCUGCUAGCCCGAGUGCUAAGUUUCUCCAGCUCGUGUGUCAAUCCGUUUGCCCUCUACAUGCUUAGCGAGAGCUUCCGCCGGCAUUUCAACGGCUCCCUACAAUGCAGGAGGAAGCCCCGCCACGAACGCAGCCCCAGCCAGCCACAGAGCACCUCAGCCAUAAGGAUGACUUCCAUCAAGAAGACGACCCCUACUGUCAUCAAUGGACCAGGAAGCAGACAGGAGGUAUCUCUGUAGGCUUCAGACAUCACUCAGGGAAUUUACAAGUGGUGAGUGUAGCACAACCGAAAAUAUCCUAAGUUUUGAAAAAGGGCAUGCAUGUGUGCUCAGUGUAAAGAGAUUUUUUUUGUUUUUUAUUAAACACAUUCCACAUUGUUACCUAUUGCUGCUGAUGAGAUGAUUACCUAUGAACUGAAUGUAUUGAAUGGAACGUGUUGUCAGAAGGUCUGUUGUAUACAGCAUACCGUUAUCCACAAGGAGCAGGCCCUUGCUUCCACAACAGGAAAUCAGUUCUUGCUAAAUGCAUUAUAUUGACUCCCCAUGGGGGCACAGGAAUGAAGAGUAAAAUCGUAACACUUUCAGUAUUUUGUUCCCUUAAACAUAUGUUCAAAAGCAGAGAAUGGGGACCACCAGUGAAUUAAUUAACACCAUAUGAAUUUGAUAUCACUAUUUUAUUCCUAUUUUCGGUACAAUGUUUGAAAGUUUAUCUUCAGAUGCUGAAUGUGACACAACUGUUGGCUAUUUGUUGAGUAAAACGUGUCCCAAUAUGUUAAAAUGCUACAACAGUGCUGUAAAAAGUAAAUAUGAUAUAGUUACCUUCAAAACAUCCAUAAUUCCAUGUAAAGCAGAUCUUCAUUGAACAUGUGAAGGUUUAAUCUCUAACAAAUUAAAGUGUGCUUUUGUUACAUAAUCAAUUAAGCUUAAUCAAUUCAAAUUAAAUAUACUUAUCAAUCAGGAGAUCAUUAUAACUGUAUUAAGCCCAGUAACAUGUUAAUCAUUUCCUUCCUCAAUCAAUACUCUUUGUCUUUUUCCUAUCAAUCUAGAAACACACUUUUCAUUUAAAACCUUUCCAAAACAAUGGCAAUCGGUUUAUAAACAAUUAUGUCUUAAAAGUUGAAGCUUCAAACGUAGGUCUUACAGAUUAACAUGGAAAUUAUGGUUAUAAUCAGCAACAUGCAAUUCAUCAGGUUCUGUGAAAUUGUAUUUACUGAAUUAGAGAAUAUUCUGUUUUUUGUCAUUCUUUUAGGCUAAGAUAAAAUGUAUAUAUUUUUCAGACUUAUAUUUUAUAUGUGAUAUAAUUCUAAUGAUCCAGAUUCCACAGCAUCAAGACGCAUUCCAAAAUGCAGAGUUUCAGUAAACAGUCCUAAAACUUGUUGUGUUACUACACCUUGCCAUCUACUGGACAGGUUGUGUUACUACACCUUGCCAUCUAAUGGACAGGUUGUGUUACUACACUUUGCCAUGUACUGGACAGGUUGUGUUACUAUACCUUUCCAUCUACUGGACAGGUUGUGUUACUAAACCUUUCCAUCAACUGGACAGGUUGUGUGGUACUACACCUUGCCAGGUACUGGACAGGUUGUGUUACUAAACCUUUCCAUCAACUGGACAGGUUGUGUGGUACUACACCUUGCCAGGUACUGGACAGGUUGUGUUACUAAACCUUGCCAGGUACUGGACAAGGUUGUGAGGUAUUCUCACACUGUAAAAUAAAUAUGACUCUUCUUAACAGGAUACUUCUCAAUAAAACAAUGACAUGCUUAUACUGCAGUUAAUAGAUUGUGUGUAACUAACCCUCAAAAGUAUUUUCCCUUAAUUUUUAAACUGUACUAAACUAAAAAAUGUGAUUGUCCACAGUGUUCUUUAGACAGAUCCAUUAGCAAUUAAAUAUGUAUUUGGAAGUUUCUAUCCUCAACACUGAUGGAGCUAUGUACAACAAAACUGAUUAUGUGAGAUGUAUGUGCAAAUUAAUGUUUUUUAAAAUCUACAUACAUUUCUUACAUUGCUAUUUUUUGAUUGCAUAGCAUUUCCCCUCUAUAUUGUCAA
Esox lucius (northern pike) is the source of this 2940-nucleotide messenger RNA. RefSeq names its product neuromedin B receptor (gene nmbr). The transcript is spliced from 3 exons. Gene Ontology annotation, molecular function: G protein-coupled peptide receptor activity. Lineage: Eukaryota; Metazoa; Chordata; Actinopteri; Esociformes; Esocidae. The record is from RefSeq and is a predicted model, not a curated record. Gene Ontology annotation, biological process: G protein-coupled receptor signaling pathway. Bases 1 to 1131 code for a protein of 376 amino acids. Gene Ontology annotation, cellular component: membrane.